Molecule: messenger RNA, 2255 nt
Organism: Megalops cyprinoides (Indo-Pacific tarpon)
Lineage: Eukaryota; Metazoa; Chordata; Actinopteri; Elopiformes; Megalopidae
Product: BTB/POZ domain-containing protein 1-like
Exons: 8
Coding region: 136-1581 (481 amino acids)
Biological process (GO): neurogenesis
Cellular component (GO): P-body; cytosol
Molecular function (GO): protein binding
Source: RefSeq, a predicted model, not a curated record
GUAAACAGAGGCUAUAUAACAGUGAAAGCCGUGACCAUCGAAAAAAAAUGGUUCUAGACUGUCGAAUUAGCGGUACAUAUUGCUGAUAUUUAGCGGUUCGGCCACAUAAAGCUCACAUACAUCAAAACCGACGACAUGGCAACUGCGCAAAAUGUUGAAGGGCAAGCCUCGAACUUCGCACAUUCAGGAUCUGGGAGAAACGCAGCAUCGCUCCCGAAUGGAGCUGCAACCGCCGCAGCUGCGCCGAUUUCCCCGUCUGCUGUAGGCCUGCCCCGGGAGCCCAUGUACAACUGGCAAGCUACAAAGAGCUCCGUCAAAGAGCGCUUCACUUUUCUGUUUAACAACGAGUUGCUUAGCGACGUAAGGUUUGUAGUGGGGAAGGGCAGGCAGGCGCAGAGGAUUCCGGCACAUAAAUUUGUAUUAGCUGCAGGCAGUGCUGUUUUUGACGCCAUGUUUAACGGAGGCAUGGCGACCACCUCUGCUGAAAUAGAGCUUCCAGACGUGGAACCAGCCGCAUUCCUGGCAUUGCUCAGGUUCCUGUACUCGGACGAAGUCCACAUAGGUCCGGAGACAGUUAUGACAACUUUGUACACAGCCAAAAAAUACGCCGUUCCGGCGCUGGAGGCGCAUUGUGUGGAAUUCUUGACGAAACACCUCCGAGCCGACAACGCCUUCAUGCUACUCACCCAGGCCCGAUUGUUUGAUGAACCACAGCUUGCUAGCCUCUGCUUGGACACAAUAGAUAAAAGCACCGCAGAUGCAAUAAACGCAGAGGGUUUCACAGAUAUUGAUUUAGACACUCUUUGCGCUGUGUUGGAGCGGGACACUUUGGGGAUUCGGGAAAGUCGCCUCUUUGGCGCCGUGGUGCGCUGGGCUGACGCAGAAUGCUACAGACAGCAGCUGCCCCUCACCUCUGAAAACAAACAGAAAGUUCUGGGAAAAGCGCUGUCCCUCAUCCGUUUCCCACUGAUGACAGUGGAAGAAUUUGCUGCAGGGCCUGCCCAGUCUGGAAUUUUGUUCGAUCGGGAGGUGGUAAAUCUGUUUUUACACUUUACAGUAAACCCCAAACCCCGGGUUGACUACAUCGACAGGCCAAGAUGUUGCCUCCGUGGAAAGGAGUGCAGCAUUAGUAGGUUCCAGCAGGUUGAAAGCCGCUGGGGAUAUAGUGGAACCAGCGACAGAAUAAGGUUCAACGUAAACAGACGAAUAUUAAUAGUUGGGUUUGGACUCUAUGGAUCUAUUCAUGGACCUACCGAUUAUCAGGUCAACAUACAGAUCAUUGAGAGUGACAAAGGCCUAACGCUCGGACAGAAUGACACAGGAUUCAGUUGUGAUGGAACUGCAAACACGUUCAGGGUCAUGUUCAAGGAGCCUGUUGAAAUCAUAGCAAAUGUCAGCUACACAGCUUGUGCGACCCUAAAGGGUCCAGAUUCCCACUAUGGUACAAAAGGACUAAGAAAAGUGACCCAUGAGUCUGCAACAGGGACCAAGACCACCUUUUCCUUCUUCAGCUCUCCUGGAAAUAACAAUGGUACCUCUGUGGAGGAUGGACAGAUCCCAGAGAUCAUCUUCUACUCUUAAACCCAGAGGCCAUUUAGCUUACCAGCCGAUGGGAACAGCCCCAAACAAGACAGGAAAGGACGUACUCCAUAAUCAGGAUAGCCAGGGCAAAGAUCCUCUCCUGGCAUGAGUCAGGCCUUUUGCACCAAACUGGCUUUUUUUUUUUUUGCUUCAUACAGCUCGCUUAACUGGAAUGCAGAUAAAUCCAGGAAAGGGGAUCAGGUCAGGGAUGUCACUCUUACAGCUGCAUUUAUGGUACAUUUCCACCAGGAUCCAAAAUUAUUGGGGAAAGACUCUUGGUCUCUUGUGUAAAUAGCAGUAAACACUCCCCACAUCGCCAUCCAAGGGCCAUCAUCCUUCCAUGGAUGCAAAAAGGCAACAAUGUGGUGAUAUCAUGCAGAGCACCACCUCUCUCCUGUUUUGUUUGCAUCUGUGGCUUAAGUAAAAUGCUGAAAUGUACAGAUGCUUUCAAAGGUUGUGAAUAGCUUCUACAGGAACAUUUACAAUGUUUGCAGGUUAAAAAACAAAAGUAUGCUUGUAAAUGAGGCGGGCCCAGUUGCUUAAGCAUGUCAGUGUUGUAGUGGAAAAAAAGAAAUUACUGUUAUUUGCUGAUACAUUUUUUUCAUUUAUUUUAUGUGAUACAAUAUCCUGUGUUAUUUAAUGAUACAAGCCUGGGCAAUAAAGUCUGUUUGAGA